Anolis sagrei ordinatus is the source of this 2784-nucleotide messenger RNA. It is a transcript of the gene HDX, whose product is annotated as highly divergent homeobox. The record is from RefSeq and is a predicted model, not a curated record. Gene Ontology annotation, biological process: regulation of transcription by RNA polymerase II. Gene Ontology annotation, molecular function: RNA polymerase II cis-regulatory region sequence-specific DNA binding; DNA-binding transcription factor activity, RNA polymerase II-specific. NCBI's taxonomy places the organism in Eukaryota, Metazoa, Chordata, Lepidosauria, Squamata, Anolidae.
GGCAAAUAUAAGAGGAGAAAGAGAGGAGAGACUUCUCUCCCGGCCCGGCGCUGAUCUCGAGCCCGGAUUGGCCGCUGUCUCGGCUGACGUCACGAUCAUGAUGAGAAUUAAUGAUCGGAGGCGCUGAUUUCAUUGUGACGCCGGGACCGAGCCAGCCGAAACCGGCUGAAUCCGGCGCCCUGGGCCCCCCCGGAGCGGCCCCGCCCGUCCCACAGAGCACGAUGAAUCUGCGUUCUGUAUUUACUGCAGAACAACAAAGGAUAUUGCAACGUUAUUAUGAAAAUGGAAUGACAAAUCAGAGUAAAAAUUGCUUUCAGCUCAUAUUACAGUGUGCACAAGAAACUAAGCUGGACUUCAGUGUAGUCAGGACCUGGGUUGGCAACAAAAGAAGAAAGAUGAGCAGCAAGAAUGUGGUGGAUUCUGGAGGGACUCCUUCGGGGACUGUUGCCAACACACUGACGGUGCCUCCGGAAGUGGCGGUCCGCAACGUGGUCAGCAUCGCACGCUCCCAGAGCCAGCAGUCGUCUUGGACAUCCUCCAACAGCGAUGUCAUAGUCACUGGCAUAUAUAAUCCAACCUCAACAGGCAGGCUGAUGUCCACGAAACAGACGAACACGCUGAUGAAUGAUAUGCAUAAAAACUCUCUUCCGAGACCUCCUGGGAAAAGCGAUCCCGAAUUUCAGAGGCAGCACAUUGCGGUGGCCCGGCAAGGCCCUCACUGCAAAAACGCUUCGCUCUUCCUGGGGGAAAAAACGAUCAUUCUUUCGAGACAAACAAGCGUGCUGAACUCGGGAAACUCCAUUUAUAACCACACAAAGAAAAGCUACGGUGGCUCUUCUGUUCAGACUGCAGAGUUGGUACUACCUCAGAAGCCUGUGUUGUGCCACAGACCCUGCAGAGUGGAGCCGAUGGGAUGCCAAAGGCUCCAGAAGCCGGAGCAUCCCAUCCUUGCCUCCCACAUGCCGUCCGGACAAAGGGCUAACAUCAGAGAUCCUUCCUGCAGCACGCACAACUUGGAAAUACGGGAGGUUUUUUCCUUAGCUGUUACCGAUCAACCUCAGAGAAUCCUGGGAGGAAACGCCCAGAAGUCAUUGCCUAGUUCAAGCGAAAGCAGUUGUUUAUCAAUUGCAAUGGAAACUGGUGAUGUGGACGACGAAUACGCUAGGGAAGAAGAGUUGGCAUCAAUGGGUGCCCAGAUACAGAAUUAUUCAAGGCUGAGCGGAACGUCCCUCAGAGUCCAGAACCCAGGCACAGGUCUGUCUGGGUCAGGCAGAAGCGUCAGCUCCAGUUCACACAUGAUGAAUGCCAGGAACUUGCAUGACAAUAUUCUAUAUCACAACAGAGACUAUCGCUUGCCUCCACGGACCUCCUUGCAUACCGCAUCCAGUACACUGUACAGCAGUUCCUACCCCUCAAGGAGUAACCUUUCUUCCCAUUUUGGAGCAUCCAAUCAGCUAAGGUUAUCCCAAAACCAAAAUAAUUACCAGAUUUCAGGAAACCUCACUGUGCCUUGGAUUACGGGUUGUUCCCGAAAAAGAGCACUGCAGGACCGUACACAAUUCAGUGACCGGGAUUUAGCUACCCUUAAGAAAUACUGGGACAAGGGCAUGACUAGCCUUGGCUCAGUUUGCAGAGAGAAAAUUGAAGCGGUUGCUGCGGAGUUGAAUGUUGACUGUGAAAUAGUGCGGACUUGGAUUGGGAAUCGGAGACGAAAAUAUCGACUGAUGGGAAUUGAAGUCCCCCCUCCUCGAGGUGGCCCUGCCGAUUUUUCCAAUCAAUCUGAUUCGAGCAGUAAGUCAAUAUCCAUUCCAGGAGAUGAUGCUUCAACUGAUGUGGGAGAUGACAAUGACAGGAACGAUGAAGUAUCCAUCUGCUUAUCAGAAGGAAGCUCACAAGAAGAACACAGUGAAGUUCUUCAGAAUGAAGACAUUGGGCAUAAGGGGAGGGACCAGACUACUGUAGCUGCUGAUAAUGUGAAAAUAGAAAUAAUAGAUGAUGAAGAAAGUGAUAUGAUAAGUAAUUCUGAAGUGGAUCAAAUGAGUUCUCUUCUGGACUAUAAAAAUGAGGAAGUAAGGUUCAUUGAAAAUGAACUGGAGCAUCAGAAACAGAAAUAUUUUGAACUGCAAGCGUUCACUCGGAGUUUGAUACUUGCUAUUAAAACGGAUGAUAAAGAACAGCAGCAGGCACUCCUAGCAGAUUUACCUCCAGAGUUAGAAGACAUGGACUUCAAUCAUGCAUCUCCAGGACCUGAUGAUACCUCAUUUAGUUUGUCUUCUUCAUCAGAGAAAAAUGCCUUGGACAGUUUCUGACCUUUUGACACAAACACUCACGAGACAACAUAGUUUGCUCAACAUGUAUGUUUUGAAUGAAUUUGCUAGCCAGUACCCUUAAAAAUAUGUAAGGGAAAGGUUGAGGUGGGAAGAGAGACUUCUAUAGCGGUGUGAUUGAUGGUAGCUACACAUUCUGGAUUUUAUUUUUUAACAAAUGUGAAAUUUACUUGACAAACAUGAGUUAGGCUUCUAGCAGUGAUGCCUUGAUGAUGGUACCUUUCUGCUAACAGUGGUUCGGUAAGGAAUUCCUGAUCUAAGCAGGAUUCUGAAAAUAGAAGAAAAGUAGCAAAUCGUGAUAAUAAUUCUACCGUAUCUUCCAAUUCUAGCCCACCAGUCUUGUUCGUUGUGAUACAUUGCCUUUUAUUCUUUCCCCAUUUCUCAGGUAGGUGGACUGAACAUUGGGAAUGAUGGGCUUCAGGAGAUAAUUAAAUAAAAUUAAAUCUUCAUGGAAAAA